CCUCAUCAUAACAAGUUAAGUGUUAAACCUUACAAGAUAUUAAGCUCAAAUACAAAAUGGCAGAAGAUCUCUACAUGGAUUUUGAUAGUGACUUGACGUUCCACUUGAACAUGGAUCUGGAUACAGACCUAAAUUUUGAUGUGGACAUGGAGUUCUAUGACGACGAAACCGAAAGACAACGAGAAGAAACAAUAAAACGUGACAUACAGCACAGCUCUUCGAAACCUCUCCUCCAAUAUCACCUUUUUGUAUAUCGAAAGGAACUAAGACGGCGUAAAAUGAAUCGCUUACAUCUAACGAAGACGAAAAUUGAUCUCACUGGAGGCCUGCUGAUAAAUUGUGAAGGCAAGAUAUGUGAUUUUUCUCCCCAAGAUAUCGACGCCUUCACACGACAGGUGGAUUUCAAGGAUCGUUUGGUGCAGCAGCAUUCGGCAUUAUACGCCGACAUCGACGAAGUAGUUGAGAAGGACGUGGAAGGCAAACUCAUUUUGAAGUGUAACGUAGCGUGAAUGUUAUMUAACUAYUACUAUUGGAGUUAUAGGCCUAAACUAUUUGMUCUGUAAUAUUUUGUUUUUAUUUAGGCAAAUUAGUAAUAAGUUCUUGAUAUUAUAUUACAAAUAUUAUCUAUGUACACAAGUAAAAUUUUAUUAAGAUAUAAUUUAAAAUUUUAUAAGUAAGAUCGCGAAAUCCUCAGAUGACUCAGAGCAUUCUUCUGAUGCGUUCCGCGAUUAACUGUUUUAUCAAAGUUUAAAAACUGAACUAUAUAAA
This is a messenger RNA of Bactrocera latifrons, 768 nucleotides long. RefSeq lists its product as uncharacterized. The coding region runs from base 57 to 509 and encodes 150 amino acids. The transcript has a single exon. The record is from RefSeq and is a predicted model, not a curated record. Lineage: Eukaryota; Metazoa; Arthropoda; Insecta; Diptera; Tephritidae.